UUAUAGGACCUCACAGAAAUGUCGUUCUCUCACUAAGAAAUCCAUCCAAGAACCCAACUGAGACCAGAAUAAAUAAGAUGAGAUCAUCUUAUUGUUGCCUGAUACGGUAACCGUUAUCGAUAAGCGCAUCACGUGCACAUCCCCAUGAUUAUCUGGCCGCAAUGCAUCACCCGCACGUGGAGAUGGAAAUACCAACAACAUCGCCAAUUUCUUUAGCAAUGCCUGGGGAUGAAGGCGAAUUUCCUCUUUUGACCGAACAAAAUGACUACUCCAGUCCUUACUCCCCCCCUUUAGUCCCACUUUCUCCCAUCGGACAACACGACCAAACCGCUCACUCGCUCCUACCUAGCGCAUCCCCGACUUCUCCUAUAAAUGGUCACAAACGCCAUUCCUCCAUGUCGCAACCCGUUUCAGAAGGACAACGUCGCACUCCCCGCACUACGAACCGUGUCAGAUUUGACAUUGAAGACGGAGCGGGAGAUGAGCGCCACUCGGGUAGCCCUGAGCGCAUCUCAGGGGAAUCCGCCUCGUCGUGGUUGGAGGAGGAGGAUUAUACCCGCGCGACGAAUCAGCCAGGCAUAAGUGGCUCUGGGCAGAUGGUACCGCUUCUCACGGACAUAGAAGCACCGAGCGUGGCCCUUGCUACCUCGGAGGACUUCUUCCCUGAGGAGCACCUUGAAAGUGCCAGGCCGCGGAGUGGAAUGCGGAUGGCCUUUAUGAACAUGGCCAAUAGUAUCAUAGGCGCGGGGAUUAUCGGGCAGCCCUACGCCCUCAGACAAGCGGGUAUGCUGGCGGGUAUGGUCAUGCUGGUGGCUUUGACGGUGGUCGUGGACUGGACGAUCCGAUUGAUCGUGGUAAACUCGAAGUUGAGCGGCGCGGAUUCGUUCCAGGCUACAAUGCAGCACUGCUUUGGGAGAAAGGGGCUGAUUGCCAUCUCAAUUGCCCAGUGGGCCUUUGCGUUUGGCGGCAUGAUUGCUUUCUGUAUUAUCGUGGGCGACACGAUCCCGCCUGUCCUAAGUGCCUUAUUUCCGUCGCUUCAGGAGACGUCUUUCCUCUGGCUGCUCACCAGUAGACGAGCCAUUAUUGUUCUCCUUAUUAUGAGUAUUUCAUACCCGCUGUCUCUGUAUCGAGAUAUAGCCAAGUUGGCAAAGGCGUCGACAUUGGCGUUGGUAAGCAUGUUGAUCAUAUUAGUGGCUGUUAUUACCCAGGGAUUCCGUGCGCCCUCGGAAUCUCGAGGAGACGUGAAGGACUAUCUCUUCGUCAACUCUGGUUUCUUCCAAGCCGUGGGUGUGAUAUCUUUUGCCUUCGUUUGUCACCAUAAUAGUCUGUUGAUCUACGGCUCACUCAAGAAACCAACAUUGGAUCGAUUUGCAAGGGUGACCCACUAUUCCACUGCAGUCUCUCUCCUCAUGUGUCUAGUGAUGGGUAUCUCGGGUUUCAUGUUCUUUGGCUCCAAGACCCAGGGCAACGUUCUCAACAACUUUCCUCAUGAUAAUAUCAUGGUCAACAUAGCUCGACUUUGCUUUGGUUUGAACAUGCUUACUACCAUGCCCUUGGAAGCGUUUGUCUGCCGUUCGGUCAUGACCACUUACUACUUCCCCGACGAACCUUUCAACAUGAACAGACACUUGAUUUUUACGACCGCUUUGGUCGGCGCGGCAAUGGCACUGUCCUUGCUCACAUGUGAUGUCGGAGUCGUACUCGAGCUGGCUGGCGCGACAAGCGCUGCUUCAUUAGCUUACGUUUUCCCUCCAUUGUGCUAUAUCAAACUGAGUAAAGCCAGUCGACGGUCGAAGAUCCCAGCCUAUCUGUGUGUUGGGUUCGGGAUCGUUGUCAUCGGAGUUAGCUUGGUGCAAGCAUUUUUCAUGAUCAUUGAUGGCAGUGAUUCUGGUAGCUGCAGCUCCUGACCAUUCCAUAAAUUGUCCAUAUGCGCC
This is a messenger RNA of Aspergillus candidus, 1934 nucleotides long. RefSeq names its product putative amino acid transporter. Lineage: Eukaryota; Fungi; Ascomycota; Eurotiomycetes; Eurotiales; Aspergillaceae. Gene Ontology annotation, molecular function: amino acid transmembrane transporter activity. Gene Ontology annotation, biological process: amino acid transmembrane transport. Bases 162 to 1907 code for a protein of 581 amino acids. The transcript is spliced from 6 exons. The record is from RefSeq and is a predicted model, not a curated record. Gene Ontology annotation, cellular component: endoplasmic reticulum.